Molecule: messenger RNA, 3459 nt
Organism: Cryphonectria parasitica EP155
Lineage: Eukaryota; Fungi; Ascomycota; Sordariomycetes; Diaporthales; Cryphonectriaceae
Exons: 11
Coding region: 1-3459 (1152 amino acids)
Source: RefSeq, a predicted model, not a curated record
AUGGCGGCCCACCCGGCCCCGGCUCCGGCCAACGGGGACGCCCAGAGCAGACACAGCAGCUCCCAAGAGGAUCUAGAUACCUUGUCGUCCUCGUCGUCGGAUGCGCCAGGUCUCACCACUCCCGCUGCGACCUUUGUGCUGGAUGAUAGGACAGAGAAUAAUGAUGAUGCUGCCGCCGCCAAGUCCGCUGCGGGACCUUCUUUCUUCAGAAGAGCGGUACAGAGACUGGGCCUCAACUCAGUCCUCCUGAUGAGUAUGUUCAAGGGCUCUAUGGCACCAGUCAUAUGUAUCGCCAUCUACCAGGCCGCUGCGGUCAGGCAGCUUCUGACUACUCUGGGCUACCUUUCUGCCGUGAUAUCGGUCUUGUCCCUUGCUCCCCUUCCUCGUGGCAAGUUCCUACAGAAUAUGGUAUUGAACUUGUUGUCCAUGUCAGCCGGAGCCGGUAUGGGAAUUCUGGUGACUUGGUCCUCGGUCCAGGCACGACUUCACACGUCCAAUCUGCUCGAGUUGGAGCAGUAUAUCGAGACAUAUGGUCGCGCACCCUACAACGCAAGCCAGAGCGCCGUCUGUGGUGUCUGGCUUUUCUUCAACAUCUGGGCUGUCAACAUCUUCCGGGCCAAAUUUCCCGCCUUCAACCUGCCAGUCAUCAUCUACAGCAUCUUUAUCAACAUCUCGAGCACCUUUGGGCCCCAAUUCCCCACGGUGAAGACCGCUGAGUCUUUUAUCAGGGAGUUACUCAUCGCAAUGCUAAUAGGUUUGGGGGUUGGAGCAGGCUGUUCUCUGUUCGUCUUUCCCAUCUCGACGAGACAGAUCGUCGUCAAGCAGAUGGGAGGCGUGCUUGGGCUUUUCAAGAAGGCCAUCACGCUGGAGAAGGAGUAUCUCCAAGGCCUGGAAAAGGCUGACAUGUUUACUAUCGAGGUUACCGAGACCUCGACCGGCCAACCAUCGGAUGACAAGAAAGCUGGUAAAAAGGACGCAGGACCACCGUUGACAGGAGAGCAGAAGACGGCCAUGGCCCUCAGAGGUGUCCUGACCGCCUCGAGGGAGCUGAUGGGCAAGAUCUAUGCCGAUCUCAAGUUUGCCAAGCGGGAUGUCGCCAUUGGGUAUCUGACCCCAAAGGAUUUUGGGCACCUUUACGACCUUAUGCGCGGCUUCAUGAUCCCAAUGACUGGCAUCGGCGGAGUAAGCGACGAGGCACAAUAUAUAGGUGGUUUCAUCCGCGACGCUGUGGACAAAGAAGACUCCCAGAGGAUCUGGAACGACAUCAUGCAACAGCUUCACGAGCCCUUCGAGAUCCUGUCGGAGGCUCUACUAGCGGGAAUUGACCAUGCUGCCAUCCUGAUGAGAAUUUUGCCCCCAUCAAAAGAGCAGAAAAAGGCCUCUGAUAAGAAGAAAUCACGCGCCGACACCGGCGCCGAGGCUGAUGUGGAAGAGUCGGGCGCCGACCUUCGUCCAGGAGAAGUUGGGUACUCCAAGGUCGUGCAAGAGAAAAUGGACCUGUUCAACUCUCGUCGAGGUGAGAUCCUCCGAGUCUGGGCCAAGGACAAGGGUCUCACGCAACAGUUGGAGAGACGCCAGAACGACCAGAUUCAACUCUUCGUGGUGCUCUACCUCGAGAAGCUGAUGCAAGCGACCGGCGAGGCUGUCAUGGAUUUUGUUUCGUUCGCUGAAGAGAAACACCGUGACGGGUCGAUCACUAAAAAGCACCUCAUCGCCCCAAGCCUGCACCAUCUGAGGAAGUGGGCUCUCAGCAUCUUCCAGGAAGACGACUCCUCUGGUGAGGACUCACCCGACAUCCUGGAACGAGGCGGCAAUGUGGUUUUCGUCGGCGAAGCCUGGCUGCACAAGAAAGACCCCGAGCAUCUUCCUCCUACAAACGCCUUGGAGAAGAUUGGCAAUUCUUUGAGAAACUUUUCCAAUUUCUUUGGCUCUGCAGAGUCAAUUUUUGGGCUGAGGGUCGCCAUUGCCACGAUGACUGUUGGUAUUGCCGCAUUUCUAGAGAGCUCUCAGGCCUUCUUCAUCGAGCAGAGAGUCGUAUGGGCCUUGAUCAUUAUCGCAAUCGGCAUGACACAGACUUCUGGCCAAUCGAUAUUCGGCUUCUUUUGCAGAGUCGCGGGCACGGCCGUUGCUAUGGUCAACUGUUACAUCAUCUGGUAUAUUGUUGACACCAGACUCCCUGGGGUUCUCGUUUUCCUUUGGCUCUUCACAUUUGUAGAGUAUUAUUUCUUCUUCAAAUAUCCUCGGUUCAUCCCGAUGGUAAUGAUCUGCAUUGUCACCCAGUAUCUUAUCAUCGGCUACGAAUUGCAAACUCAGGCGCUGGGCAUCGCCGCAUCAACAGCCAGUGGCCAGCGAUAUUACCCAUUGUACGAGCUUGCGCCGUAUCGCCUUGCAACUGUUGCAGGAGGCGCCUUGGUGGCCUUCUUCUGGACAGUUUUCCCUCGACCACUAACGGACAGAACAUGGCUUCGAAAAGACUUGAGCGCAACACUCUAUCUGCUUGCCAACUACUACAGCGUGAUCUACACCACAAUGAGGUCAGCCUUGACGGAAGACAUUGGCUCCACAGAAAUCCCAGGCUCGGCUGCGCACAGCCUCUUCAAGGUCAGGCGGAAGCUGUAUGGAAAGUUGCUGCUCCUCAUCCCAUCGAUCCAGGCGCACACAAACUUUCAAAAGUUCGAGCCAAGUCUGGGCGGAAAGUUUCCUGCUGAGCAGUAUCAAGACAUGAUCCACCGGUGUACACGAAUGAUGAAUUACUUCACACUCAUGUCCUACAUACUGACCUAUGCCCCCAAGGAAUCCGUCGAGGAGUCGGACAGGGCCUGGCGGCGUGUCCUGGGCGAAGUCCUCGACGAGGUAACCCCACUACAUGUGCAAAUGCUGUCAACGCUCACACUUCUCUCCAACGCCCUGAUGUCCGGCCAAUCUCUUCCCCCGCUCAUGGCCCUGCCUAAACCAUACGAGAUGACACGCCGCCUGCUGAGCUUUACUCCUAUCCAGUCCGACGAGACAGAAGCACACAACGCGCCGGCCUCGCCAUCUUCGCCGGCCUCCGCCCCAUCAUUUGGCCUCCGACGUUCUGAAUCCCGUGGCAUGGCCAGCAACAGUGGAGGGGACAACAGUAACCAGCAACAGCUGGAUGAAAUCUAUGAACCUGAGGCGUGGAAUCUGCUGGACGCACGCAAUAUGGAGCAGAAGGGCUAUACGGAGUUUGCCGUGUUCCAGGUGGCCUCGACCCUCGUUCUGUCAGAGCUUCACGGCUUGUUGCGGACAAUUCAGGAGCUGGUGGGCACGGUCGACUUUAGCUUCCGUGUCGAGCCCAAGAACACCAGUCAGUCGUCCUUGGAGAGUGUGCUGAGGCUAGGCACAUGGACCUCGAGGGCUACAAUGGCCGAGGCUCAGCGUAGCAAGACUGGGAAUGAUGCUGGAAAUGGUGUGCAGGGUAAGGGCAAACAAGAAUGA